Molecule: messenger RNA, 1782 nt
Organism: Epinephelus lanceolatus (giant grouper)
Lineage: Eukaryota; Metazoa; Chordata; Actinopteri; Perciformes; Serranidae
Gene: lmx1a
Product: LIM homeobox transcription factor 1, alpha
Biological process (GO): regulation of transcription by RNA polymerase II; neuron differentiation
Cellular component (GO): nucleus
Molecular function (GO): DNA-binding transcription factor activity, RNA polymerase II-specific; RNA polymerase II transcription regulatory region sequence-specific DNA binding
Source: RefSeq, a predicted model, not a curated record
GAGGUCGUCGGAAGCUCUGUGGAGAAACUUUGAUGCGCUGCUGCUCGGAGCAGCAAGUUGCAGCAGCGGGACUCUGAGCGCCGGAGAUGCUCUGAGAGGAAGAGCUGAAGAGUUGAGGACCAAAACACUUUUCUACCGCCUCCAAUCUCGCGCUUUGCAGAUAUGGAUCAGAGGGCAGUGUGUGCCGGAUGCCACCGGCUGAUCAGAGACAGAUUCCUGCUCAGAGUCACUGACGGCCUCUGGCAUGAGGAGUGUGUGCGGUGCGCGGCGUGCGGGGACGCGCUCAGGAACUCCUGCUUUCUGCGGGACCGCAAACUUUACUGCAAGCGGGACUAUGCAGAUCUGUUUGCAGUGCGUUGUGGGGGUUGUGCAGAGGCCAUCUCUCCCACAGAACUGGUGAUGCGUGCAGGGGCCGCUGUGUUCCACCUGCGCUGCUUCACCUGCAGCGUUUGUUCCUGCCGCCUGCAGACUGGAGACCACUGUGUCCUCAGGGAGGGACAGCUACUGUGUGCCAGAGACGACUACCACCAGUGUGUGGCCAGUCCGACCUCCUCCGACACAGGUAAAAGUGAUGAUGAAGAAGAGGAGGAAGAAGAGGAAUCUGGGAGGGUUACAGGCAGACGAGUUAGAUCGGAAGAUCUGGAGAGCAAACGUCCUAAAAGGCCGCGCACUAUUCUGACCACUCAACAGAGACGGACCUUUAAAGCUUCCUUUGAGGUCUCAUCCAAGCCUUGUCGAAAGGUAAGGGAGACCUUGGCAGCAGAGACUGGUCUGAGCGUCCGGGUUGUGCAGGUCUGGUUCCAGAACCAAAGAGCCAAAAUGAAGAAACUGGCCAGGAGACAGCAGCAGCAGCAGGAGCAGCAGCAGACUCAGGAGCAGCGCGAGCAUUCAUCACAUCACACAGCACCCUCCUGUGGCGGUUUGACCUCUGAGUUGGAGCACCUGGGGUCCUCGUACACCCACAUUCAGCAGCAGCAGCAGCAGAUGGGACUCACCACACUGGAGCAGCAGGACUAUGACAUGGACCCCUUCAGACAGGGCCUGACCCCACCUCAGAUGCCAGGGGAUCACAUGCACCCCUACGGUUUUAAGGGUCUGUACGGGGAGAUGGACAGAGACCCUCUGUGUCAUGUGGCUGACAGCGACUGCCUGUCUCUGGGUGACUCCUCUCUGCUCACCCCUAUCGACCGCCUCUACUCCAUGCAGGACUCUUACUUCACCUCCUGAGGUUGGAGGUGGGACUCAGUGAAAAGUGGUGUGUCUCCCUCACUCUGUCUGUGCAACACAAUGUCCAAAAUAAAUGUUGGUGUUGUAUGUUUCUGCAAACCACGGAUAUGUUAGAUUUUUACGUUUCAUAUGUAGCAGAUAAGUUCAAACUUUGCAUUUCUUUACGUUUCCAUUUUUAAUUCCAUGUUGUGACAAGGCUGUGGUUAAUGUGUGGUUCGGUUUAGGCACAAAACCCACUUGGCUAGGGUUAGAAAAUCAUCAUAUUUUGGGUUAAUCACACCCCAUUUGGUUGCUUCAAACAUGGCUGGACAUGUCCCGGACUCUCGUGAAAAUAUACCCACUUUUGUCACCACAAUCACGGCUAUAAAUGUCGCAAACUCAUUAAAAAAUACCCGUUUUUGUUGCUACAAACAUGACUUGACAUGUCCCAAACUCUCAUAAAAAAAUAUCUGCUUUUGUCACCACAAACGCGGCUAUAAAUGUGCCAAACUCGUUAAAAAAAAUACCCACUUUUGUCGCUACAAACACAGCUAUAAAUGUCCCAAACUCUUUAAA